CUGGAGCCAAAGCCACUGGUGCCCAUUGAGCUGCCACGCUCUGUGCCUGGGUGCCAGGCCCCUUUCCCCUGCAACCAUGAACCAAGCCUUCUGGAAAACUUACAAGUCCAAAGUGCUCCAGACACUGAGUGGAGAGCCUGAAGAGGACCUGGCAGAGGAGAGGGAGAGCCCAGCAUUGGUGGAGUCUGAGACGGCAGAACCCACGGAGGAGACGUUCAACCCCAUGUCACAGCUGGCCCGCAGGGUUCAGGGGGUUGGAGUGAAAGGCUGGCUGACAAUGUCAUCUCUGUUUAACAAAGAAGAUGAGGACAAACUGCUGCCACCAGAGCCCUGUGCUGAUCACCCGCUGGCUGCGCCCCCUUCCUCGCAGGCGGCGGCAGCCGAGACCGAGCCGCGCGGACCAGGCUUCUGGGACGCGUUCGCCAGCAGGUGGCAGCAGCAGCAGCAGGCGGCGGCGUCCAUGCUGCGCGGCGUGGAUACCACCGCGGAGCGGGACCCGGAGCCCCAGGACAAGCCUGCGGAGGAGACCACCGAGUGCUCCGAGACACGGGAGGCGGAUCCUGCGGCAGGCUUCAAGUGGGGUUUCCUUACCCACAAACUGGCAGAGAUGAGGGUGAAGGCCGCGCCCAAGGGCGACUAGCCGGAAGCCGGCCAGCCUCGCUGGCGCUCAUCCUUCCCUACCUCCCAUAAAAUCUCCCGUAUCGACA
Molecule: messenger RNA, 707 nt
Organism: Mastomys coucha (southern multimammate mouse)
Lineage: Eukaryota; Metazoa; Chordata; Mammalia; Rodentia; Muridae
Gene: CUNH1orf232
Product: chromosome unknown C1orf232 homolog
Exons: 4
Coding region: 77-640 (187 amino acids)
Source: RefSeq, a predicted model, not a curated record